CUGAGCUCCCUGACUGUGACGAAGAGAGCAUCAGCCAACCACAGCCCGCGUCAUCCGCACAAGAGGACACAAACCAUGGGAGUGCGAAAUAUCGGGGCUGUGCUCUCACUACUUUCACUUUUCCCACCACUAAGUUUGCGUGAAUAAACCCCAAUUAGGUGAGCGAUGUGGAGAAAGACGCAGGUGCGCAAAAACGGACUCUCCAUUCCUCUCCGCACAGAGAAGGACCUGGAUUUGCAGCGCAAGAGGUUUUCUUUUUUUUCCUUUUAUGCGCAUCGUGGAAGUUGUUGCAUCUGCACGGUUCUGCCUUCUUAACCUGGUCUGGUAAAUCCUUAUAGAUGGUAUUAAUGUGCGCAGUUUCAUGGCUUUGGUUCACUGAGGACCAUCCGAAGCGCGGACAUGGCAGUGUCGAAUAUGCUGUUCUCUGACGUAGAAAGUUUCCUGGACUCGCACCCCGACCUGUUCGAGGACUACCUAAACAGGAAAGGAAAUUACAGCAUGGUGGAGAAAUGGUUGAAGAAGAACCAGGCGAGCAAAAGUCCGGCGACCGCUGCGCCCGCAGCCGCCGCCGAGGAGAAGCGCGGCGCGUGUAAGGACAGCUGGGCGAGCAAGUGCGACGGUCUGCAGAGGAGAGCGUCUCAGAAAGAGCUGCGCAAAACUUUCGCCAGGUCUAAAGCCAUCAACGUGAAUAGGACCUACGAUGAGCACGUCAACACCAGGGCGCAGGAGCCUCUGACCAGCAUGAGGAGGAGAGCUCUGCUGAGGAAGGCGAGCUCCCUGCCACCGACCACCGCGCACAUCCUGAGCGCGCUGCUGGAGUCCAGAGUCAACAUCCCCCAGUACCCGGCCACGGCUGUGGAUUUUAAAUACCGCCUCAAAGAGCACAGCGAGAGAGAGUUCUUCUUGGAACUGGUGAAAGACAUAUCCAACGACCUGGACCUGACCAGCCUCAGCUACAAAAUCCUGGUGUUUGUUUGUAUCAUGGUGGAUGCAGACCGGUGCUCCUUGUUUUUAGUGGAAGGAACUGGCAACAAGAAAACGCUGGUGUCUAAAUUCUUUGACGUGCACGCAGGGACCACCGUUUUACCCUCCAUGAACUCAGAUGAAGUUCAGGUUCCAUGGGGGAAAGGAAUCAUUGGUUAUGUGGCUGAGCAUGGAGAGACAGUGAACAUCCCUGACGCCUAUCAGGAUCGCCGAUUCAGUGAUGAAAUUGACAAGCUGACGGGCUACAAAACCAAGUCCCUUUUAUGCAUGCCCAUUCGCAACAGCGAUGGUGAGAUCAUUGGAGUCGCUCAGGCCAUCAACAAGACUUCAAGUGGGGAACUUUUUACUGAGGAUGAUGAAAAGGUCUUGCAGAUGUACUUGCCUUUUUGUGGAAUCGCUAUCUCCAAUGCUCAACUCUUCGCUGCCUCCAGAAAGGAGUAUGACCGGAGUCGGGCACUCCUAGAGGUGGUCAAUGACCUGUUUGAAGAACAGACUGACCUGGAAAAGAUUGUCAGGAAGAUCAUGCACCGUGCCCAGACUCUGCUAAAGUGCGAGCGCUGCUCCGUUCAGCUGCUGGAGGACAUUGAGUCGCCGGUGGUCAAGUUCACCAAGUCCUUUGAACUUCUGUCUCCAAAAUGCAGUGCAGAUACUGAAAGCAGUUUCAAAGACAGCAUGGAAAAAUCUUCCUACUCAGACUGGCUGAUCAACAACAGCAUUGCAGAGCUGGUGGCAUCAACAGGUCUCCCUGUGAACAUUAGCGACGCCUACCAGGAUCCUCGCUUCGAUGCUGAGGCAGACCAGUUCUCAGACUUCCACAUUCGCUCUGUUCUCUGUGUUCCCAUAUGGAAUAGCAACCACCAAAUUAUUGGUGUGGCUCAAGUUCUGAACAGAUUGGAUGGGAAACCGUUUGACGAUGCAGACCAACGUCUCUUUGAGGCCUUUGUGAUAUUUUGUGGAUUGGGCAUCAACAACACAAUCAUGUACGACCAGGUGAAGAAAUCUUGGGCCAAGCAAUCUGUGGCUUUGGAUGUUCUGUCUUACCAUGCCACUUGCUCCAAGACUGAAGUUGAUAAAUUUAAGGCUGCUAACAUCCCCUUGGUCUGCGAGCUGGGCAUUGAUAAGCUCUCCUUUGAUGAUUUCUCCCUGGAUGUUGACGCCAUGAUAACAGCUGCUCUGAGGAUGUUCAUCGAGCUAGGAAUGGUGCAGAAAUUUAAGAUUGACUACGAGACACUGUGCAGAUGGCUGCUGACUGUCAGAAAAAACUACAGAAUGGUCCUCUACCACAACUGGAGGCAUGCAUUCAACGUUUGCCAGUGCAUGUUUGCCAUGCUAACGACGGCGGGUUUCCAGGAGACGCUGACCGAGCUGGAGAUCUUAGCUCUUAUUGUGGGUUGUGUGUGCCAUGACUUGGACCACAGGGGCACCAACAAUGCUUUCCAAGCCAAGACGGGUUCAGCCCUCGCUCUGCUUUAUGGGACCUCUGCUACCCUGGAGCACCACCACUUUAACCACGCUGUUAUGAUCCUGCAGAGCGAGGGGCACAACAUCUUCUCCAACCUCUCUUCCACGGAGUACAGCGACCUCAUGCAGCUGCUGAAGCAGUCUAUUCUGGCCACAGACCUCACACUUUACUUCGAAAAGAGAAACACAUUCUUUGAACUUGUCAGUAAAGGGGAGUACAACUGGAAUGUGAAGGCUCACAGAGACAUUUGCAGAUCUAUGAUGAUGACAGCCUGCGAUCUUGGAGCCGUCACAAAGCCAUGGGAAAUAUCCCGCAAGGUUGCAGAGUUGGUGACGGGUGAAUUCUUUGAGCAGGGAGACCGAGAACGACUGGAGCUAAAGCUCACGCCCUCCGCCAUCUUUGACCGUAACAGGAAGGAUGAGCUCCCAGGGCUGCAGCUGGAAUGGAUUGAUGGAAUCUGCUCGCCUCUGUAUGAGACUCUUGUCAAGUUGAAUCCCAAACUUCAGCCGAUGGUCGAUAUGAUCCGAGCAAACAGGGCCAACUGGGAGGAACUGAACAAGAAGAGACAAAGUGGGCAGAAUGACUCCGCUCCCACCAGCCCCCACAGUGUUGAAGCCACGGAAAGCACAAGCUGCUCAGGUGCCAAAACCAGCAGCACACCGUGCUGCAGCGGCGACUAUGAAAGCACACCAUCCAAGACGGCCAGUUAGCUUCUGCUGAAGAGCUUGAACGUUGUUGGCCUUUUUAUUCUUCAGAAUGCAGCCUGUAGCAGAGGCAGUGCAUGCAGAGGUUCUUGGGCUCUGCUCCUCUUCGCUUUGCAACUAGAGAUGAGCUUGAACUAUUGAGUAUGGUAUGAUCUUGGGGGUUUUCAGAUUACCUUCAGAUUCAACGUGAUGAAGGCUGACAGAGCCGCACCUGGCAGGCUUAAUGGAGCGGCGACACCUUUUAAGGGAGGGAAAGAUACUCGAACCACUGUGUUCCUUCAACCUUUUGCAAAAAGACAAUACGCCUGGUUAUUUUCUCAGUUUUUUUUUUAUGCUAUUGGUUUCUGUGUUGCUAAUAUUUUGACCAGAGUUUAAAGAUUUUUUUUGUAAAUUUGUAAAUAAGAUGUGGAGUUGUUAAAACUGUAUGCAUUGGAUUGGAUUGUGGUUGUAGACCUUCUUCUGAAGGGUGGAGAAAUGUGCUGCUGUAGGACCUGUGGCUUUCAAUGCAAACUGAAUUAUGUGCUCCCUCCUUUCCUGUGCCUUGUUUCAAGAUCCUACUGAAAAAUGCAUGGCCUCUGUGUUGAGGGUCUCACGUUAUUGAAAUCCCUGUUGAACCGUGCUGAAUUUCUGCCAUAAUUUGUAAAACCAAU
This is a messenger RNA of Cyprinodon tularosa, 3800 nucleotides long. RefSeq names its product phosphodiesterase 11a (gene pde11a). Gene Ontology annotation, molecular function: protein binding; 3',5'-cyclic-nucleotide phosphodiesterase activity. Gene Ontology annotation, biological process: signal transduction. Lineage: Eukaryota; Metazoa; Chordata; Actinopteri; Cyprinodontiformes; Cyprinodontidae. The record is from RefSeq and is a predicted model, not a curated record. The transcript has 20 exons. The coding region runs from base 400 to 3156 and encodes 918 amino acids.